This is a messenger RNA of Scophthalmus maximus (turbot), 3660 nucleotides long. RefSeq names its product NF2, moesin-ezrin-radixin like (MERLIN) tumor suppressor a (gene nf2a). Lineage: Eukaryota; Metazoa; Chordata; Actinopteri; Pleuronectiformes; Scophthalmidae. Gene Ontology annotation, molecular function: actin binding; cell adhesion molecule binding. The transcript is spliced from 16 exons. Gene Ontology annotation, biological process: regulation of organelle assembly; positive regulation of protein localization to early endosome; regulation of cell shape. Bases 601 to 2376 code for a protein of 591 amino acids. The record is from RefSeq and is a predicted model, not a curated record. Gene Ontology annotation, cellular component: apical part of cell; cytoskeleton; filopodium.
UUGGAUAAAUUAGCUAACAAACGACUAGCUAGCAGCAGUUAGCCGACAGCUCCCGUGUCCAGCUCGGAGUAUAUUUACAACCGACGUGGGGUUUUUAUUUUUUUAUUUUAACUCUCCAGAGUCAAGUUGGAUUAAAUACAUUUCUCGGAAACGCUCGCGGAGUUCACGGCACUGAGGCGCGUAACUUUGGCGAAAGAUAAAGGCUCGUGUCGGAUGAGGAAAAUGUUAGUUAGCUAACUUGUUUACAGUUAGCCUAGCGCAACGUUUAGCAGCUCUUAAUGUUUGUGUAGACAUUUUAUUUAGUUGCUAACGUGGAAUGCAUAUGCAUAAAUAAGACUGUAAUGAAGUACGUCAAGCGUAUGACACAUUAACAGACCAAUAACAUAUGUCAGCGAGAGUCAAACGCGUGGACUUCGAUGGGACUCGUUCAUAAAGCAUCUGGGAAGCGGCUCGGUCACACGCAGAGGGGGGUGCGUUCAUCUUCGGACAGCCUCGCCAAACGCCUCGCCUUUAGUCAGUAGUGCAGAACAUGCAAUGCCCCUUCGCAGUGUGAUCAGUUAGGCAGGCAGGGAGGAGACGGUCGGAGUCGUUCAGGUCGCCAUGGCGAGUGCCCUGGCCGCCAAGUUGGGCUUCAACUCGCUGAUGAGGAAACAGGCGAGGAGCUUCAACGUGAGGAUCUGCACGAUGGAGUCGGACAUGGAGUUCAGCUGCGAGUUCAAGUGGAAAGGAAAAGACCUUUUCGACAUGGUCUGCCGGGCCCUGGGUCUGAGGGAGACGUGGUUCUUUGGGCUCCAGUACAACAUCAAGGACACAGUUGCGUGGCUGAAGAUGGAGAAGAGGGUUCUGGAUCAGGAGGUACCAAAGGAGGAGCCCAUCACCCUUUACUUCCUGGCAAAGUUCCACCCUGAAAAUGCAGAGGAGGAGCUGGUGCAAGAUAUAACGCAGCAUCUCUUCUUCCUACAGGUGAAGAAGAACAUCCUCGAGGAGGAGAUACACUGUCCGCCUGAGGCCUCAGUGCUGCUGGCCUCUUACGCUGUCCACGCCAAGUACGAAGACUACGACCCCAACGUUCACAAACCUGGCUUCCUGGCUGAGGAGGAACUGCUGCCGAAGAGGGUGAUUAACUUGUACCAGAUGACUGCGGAAAUGUGGGAGGAGAGGAUCACAGCGUGCUAUGCGGAGCACAGGGGCAGGACGAGGGAUGAAGCCGAGAUGGAGUAUUUAAAAAUAGCUCAGGACCUGGACAUGUAUGGCGUCAAUUACUUUUUAAUCAGGAAUAAAAAGGGAACGGACCUGCUUCUCGGAGUGGACGCCCUGGGCCUGCACAUCUACGAGCCGGACAACAGGCUGACGCCCAAGUGCUCCUUCCCCUGGAACGAGAUCCGCAACAUCUCCUACAGCGACAAGGAGUUCACCAUCAAACCUCUGGACAAAAAGACCAAUGUUUUCAAGUUCAACUCUUCACGGCUGAGAGUCAACAAGUUGAUCCUUCAGCUGUGCAUAGGGAACCAUGACUUGUUCAUGCGCCGGCGGCGGGUCGACUCGGUUGACGUGCAGCAGAUGAAGGCCCAGGCCCGAGAGGAGAGGGCCAGAAAGCAGGUGGAGAGACAGCGUCUGCAAAGGGAGAAGCAGCUGCGGGAAGAAGCAGAGAGAGCCAGGGACGAGCUGGAGAGGAGGCUGAUGCAGCUGCAGGAUGAGGCUCACAUGGCCAAUGAUGCCCUGCUGCGCUCGGAGCAGACGGCGGACCUGCUGGCUGAGAAGGCCCAGAUCGCGGAGGAGGAGGCCAAGCUGCUGGCCCAGAAAGCCGCUGAGGCCGAGAUGGAGAUGCAGCGCAUCAAGGUGACGGCCAUCCGAGGUCAGGAGGAGCGGCGGCUCAUGGAGCAGAAGAUGCUGGAGGCGGAGAUGCUGGCCCUCAAGAUGGCCGAGGAGUCGGAAAGGAGGGCCAAGGAGGCCGAGCUGCUGAAACAGGACCUGCAGGAAGCCCGCGAGUCGGAGCGCAGGGCAAAGCACAAGCUGCUGGAGAUCACCAGCAAGGCCAUGUACACGUCUCCCGGACUCCCGGCCGGCAGCAUGCCCCCCGACCUGAGCUUCAGCAGGGAGAACCUCAGCUUUGACUUUAAAGACACGGACAUGAAGCGCCUCUCCAUGGAGAUCGAAAAAGAGAAGGUCGAGUACAUGGAGAAGAGCAAGCACCUGCAGGAGCAGCUGAAUGAGCUGAAGACGGAGAUCGAAAGUCUGAAGAUGAAAGAGAGAGAGACUCCUCUGGACAUCAUUCACAACCAAAACACAGAGCAGGGGACCAGCAAGCACAGCAACUUUAAAAAGCUAACACUGCAGAGCACCAAGACCAGAGUGGCCUUCUUUGAAGAGCUGUAAGCUACAUACAGAUGAAGACGGGGGGACGCACGACAACAACCUCUCGUUUCAACAUUCCCGGUCAGUGUAAAUGAUCGACAACACUACAACGCCUUAUCUUAUUUUAGCCUUAUUCCACUUCCUGGGAACCACUACGAAACACAAAUGAACCAAAAAAAAAACGACCACUGCCUUGAUCUGCGCCAACUCCAUGGGGCCUCGUGUGUUUGCACAAUGAAAGGAUCCACGUACCUGCAUAAUGUUUUUGUACUAAAUCUGGGAUUUUUAUUAAAAAACAAAAGUGUGUGUUUACAGUGAGUGAGUGAGUGGGUGAAAUACAGAACAUUCCCCUUCAACAUUUUGAAGUGAACUUUUGCGAAAAGGGAAGAAGAAAAGAAGAAGAAGAGUGGUGUGAUGUGAUCUUUGACGACUCCUGUUCCACUGUGGGCUUAAACGACAGACAGUAUUUGUUCCGUUCACAAUGGUUAUUAUAUCACAUUCAAAAUGAGGCUGACCUACAUUAGCCGAUUCGCUGUUUUUUGAAAUUCAAGCAGAGCAGUUGAACAAGAGACUGAGUGAUCGUAUGGCUGAUACCCCUGACCCAGUUGCAGUAUGCACAGUAGUUUACUGUAUCCUUCUGCUUAAAUCCUGACCACUUUUUUCAUUCCAUUUUUAUUCUACAGUUUCCUUCACACGACAUAUUUUUUGUUUGCUUAAUAAGUUUCAUGCUGCCUUAGUUUUUCUUGUUGCUGAAUGUUCGAGCAGUGAAAACGUGAUUUUUUUUUUUUGCCACCCUGCAUUUUGAGAGCCAUUUUUUUUUUUGCCGGUAUAUGCAGGGAAAUGUAGGACGAGUGUAAAACAAGAGGACUAUAAGAACUUAUGUUUACGUCUUGUAUACGCAGAGACGUCAUGUUACAUAUCUCGGUGCUGCCUCCGGCGGGUGAUUAGCGUGUCCGUACCCUACGCGAGGCACAGAGUGCACUAUGCUCCGCCGUUAGAAGUGUUUAUUAGAAUCUGAACUGGAUGAAGGAACCGUGAUUUUUUUUUCUUCCAUUUUUUGUGUUUUGUGUGUGAAUACAACCACUUUUUGGAAAACAUGGCUUUGCAUCUAUUUUGAAUUAAUGUGUCUUUUUUUUGAACUAAUGAUCUCUUUCCCUUUUGAAAGAAAUUUUGGGGGGAAUUGUAGGAAUAGGAAGCAGUAUUUAAAAUACAACCUGUGGUGAAGUUACUGUACCUAUAUUUCUACAUAUACAUUGCGACAGAAAUGUAUGUUUUGCCUGUAAAAUAAAUGAAUAUCAGGUCUGA